Messenger RNA from Diabrotica balteata, 900 nucleotides. Lineage: Eukaryota; Metazoa; Arthropoda; Insecta; Coleoptera; Chrysomelidae. The record is from the annotation of a GenBank genome assembly.
AUGCCACCAAAAAGAUGGUUUUACACAGAAUCUAAUCGACAUUUUAUAAAGACCAUUAAUCGGCUGAGAGCAAAUCACGCUCUUACGCCAUCUUACAUGCAUGGAAUCGGCUUAUCAAAUACUACCAAUUGUACUUGUGGCAAAAUAGGCGAUCUAACACAUAUUGUAUUAGAAUGUGAUUUACAAUUCAAUAAUAUAAACGAACUUUAUAAGGAAUUAAUAAAUUCUAAGUGUUGUUUUCCAAUAAACAUUAAUCUUUUAAUAUUUUCAAAUAAUAUGGAAAUUCUUCAUUGCAUUUACAAACAUGUAAAAAUAUCCUCCUACAACGUGUACCAUUCACCACAGUUGGGAAAAUCUGCAGGUUUGGUUGACCGACCCAAUGUAGCAUUCAGAAACUCUGAGUCCUUUUCUUCUGGACCACAAAUUCCUAUUUUAAGACUCACUAGUGAAAACAAUGGAGAAGGCAGUUACAGAUUUGCGUAUGAAACCGAUAAUAACAUAUUGCACGAAGAAGAAGGACAUCAAGAAACUUUUGGAGCAGAACAAGGCAACGUAGUGCAUGGCAGCUACACUUACCAAUCCCCUGAAGGUCAAACGUUUACUGUUAACUACAUCGCUGACGAAAACGGCUUUCGCGCUACUGGAGACCAUCUACCGGUCGCACCUCCAGUGCCAGAAGCUAUCCAGAAAUCCCUUAACCUUAACGUAAUCGCUAAACAGAGCCUUGUGGAUGUUAGCAGAACGAGCAACGAAGACCACAUCGGCGCUAAUAGUGAUCAUUCAGAAGCUCACGAUUUAAAUUCUAUCGAAGUUGGUAGAAAUGAUGGUAUUAAUGUUAAUAGACAAUACUUGGGACCAUUCAAGAAUAACAAUAAUAACAAUAAUGGAUAUAGGUAUUAG